AUUAUUAUAUAAAUACAUUUAUAAUAUUUAAAUUAGUAAACUACUAUAUUAAAUUAGAAAUAAUUUAAAUCUGAUACUCGUAGGGCGCCAAUUUGAAUGAAUUGCGUGAUUCAUUUAUUAAGUGCGUAUUCCAUUGUGCGGUUAUGUUUUGUGCAGUUCGCUUAUUUGUGUUAUUGUAAUCGGUGAAUGACACGUGCGUUCAUUGUGUAUUGUGAGCUAUUUAAAAUAUAAAUAAAUUUAAUAUGCCACAAGGCAAAUUAAAAGUUAAAACAAAACUUCCGCCAUCGGCUAAAAGAAAAGCAAACAAACAAAAGAAGGGACCUGCAAUACAACGUCGCGGAAAUGCACCUAUUCAACCUAAAAACGCAAAAUUUAAAGAAGUACAUAAAUUGAAGAAGGUAAUUACCAAGACUGUGAAUAAUGCUAUAGAAGAUGAACUUAGAGAAAGGGCUUUGGAAGGGAAAAAGUCUCUUACAAAAAAAGAUGAACAAAUUAAGCAGAAAACUUAAUUUUU
Messenger RNA from Vespula pensylvanica (western yellowjacket), 514 nucleotides. RefSeq lists its product as uncharacterized. The coding region runs from base 243 to 509 and encodes 88 amino acids. The transcript is spliced from 2 exons. The record is from RefSeq and is a predicted model, not a curated record. NCBI's taxonomy places the organism in Eukaryota, Metazoa, Arthropoda, Insecta, Hymenoptera, Vespidae.